Molecule: messenger RNA, 3873 nt
Organism: Xenopus laevis (African clawed frog)
Lineage: Eukaryota; Metazoa; Chordata; Amphibia; Anura; Pipidae
Gene: zdhhc14.S
Product: palmitoyltransferase ZDHHC14
Exons: 10
Coding region: 1597-3042 (481 amino acids)
Biological process (GO): protein targeting to membrane
Cellular component (GO): membrane; Golgi apparatus; endoplasmic reticulum
Molecular function (GO): acyltransferase activity; palmitoyltransferase activity; protein-cysteine S-palmitoyltransferase activity
Source: RefSeq, a predicted model, not a curated record
GACGCCUUUCUCGCGAGAGGAAACGUGGCGUCGGGAUUUUCUCUAAUACUAGGAACUGCUGGGAUAUUGCAGUUAACAGAUUAUCGGGAGGUGUAAGUAGCGAUGUGGAACUGCGGGCGGUGUUAGGGAAGGUUGGACAGUGUGUACUUAUUGGGCUAUCGGGCACCCUGCUCUCCGUGAGAUGUGCACUUCGGAAGGAAAGGUGCCUGCAUGUUAUUUGCCGUAUACAGCUUUCCGUACUGCACGUUUUGGCAUACAAGUUUAAAGUCCCGGGAAAGCCCUUCAGAAGUCUGCCAUUCAUUGUCAACAAUGGGGCAGUAAUCAUAGAAAGUGCAGAACACCCGGGUCCCCAUUAAGAGAUAAACCUAUCGGCGGCUCUUCCCACUUUCCCAGAUGAUGGUGGCCCUGUAUGCAGUGUUAUCUUAAGGUUUAGAGAUGUAUGCAUAUGAUGAGACCGGCUGCUGGAUUGAUUUUUAUCUCCUGGAAACCUGCCAAGUAAAUUACAGUGGGAUUCAAUGCAAAUCCUAAAAUAGAAAUAUUUUGCUCACGAUUAUUAGGAAUUAUGUUGGCUCACUUGGAAAUUUAGCGAAAGAGGCUGGCAAUCUAAACAUGGAACAUGGACUAUUGUAGGUGCAACUGCUAUGGUUUGAUGUUCUAUUCAUGCUGGAUCGUCUCUGCUGCUUCCUGUAACGUGUCAUCAUUUAGUGUUCCGUUUAUCAUCAAAGAAGGGAAGCAGGAGACUUAAAAAAAAAAAGCCCUUAAUGUGCCAAAUGUGAAGAAACAUGUUGGUUUAGGAUUCUGCCUUUUCUUUUGUGUGAAAAACGGUUGGGUUCUUUUUUGUUGAACGCUAAGGAUUUUUUUUUUUUUUUUCAAGCAUCUUUCUAUUUUUGCUUUCCUCAUUUAUUAUAAUUUUUUUGUCAUAGUAGUUCAACAUCAACUUUCAACACUGCUUAAUAAAAUAAACCACUAUUUUAAAGGUGUGUAUAUACAAAACAUUAGUCAGUGCAUAUCAGUUACUACACUUUUCAGGUAUUGUUUUUUUUUUUAUCAUUUGGUGAUGCUGAAUACAAAACAGUGGAGAGUGCCUCAAGAUAUUUGCAGAACAGUAAACAUGCUGUUGAGGCCAUAAGCUAAACUUCAUUACUGCUCAUAUGAAUGCCACAACAAAUGACCAUUGCCAUCAAACUUUGACGUGCAGAAUAAAAAGCACACUGGACUAUUCACAGUUUAGCAUCUUUCCUCCAUAGCUUGUGCAUAUUUUGAUUUUUCCUGUGUUACUUGCAGAUGUCUACAAAGUCAACGAUUUAACAUUUUUUAACCUGGGUUUCAAGCCACAAGGUAAAAAAGGCAAAUAAGACAAUAAACAUGUUAACACAACAUCUUUGUAAACAAGAAGCAAGGCUUAUGUGUUCAUAGUCCAUUUGACAGCACCUUUUUUUCAUUAACAAGCAAUUUAAAAGCUGCAGAAAGACUAAGUUGCAUUUAUUUGAAGAAUUUGCGUUUGUGGGUUUUUGCCCCUGCCAAAACAUUUCCUUUCUACAUAGGAUUAAAAAGGAAACACAUUCACUAUAACUGAAGAAUUAAGGAAGUGGCCCAAUGAAAGAGUGUGGCUAUAGUGAAAUAAACACUCGUGGUACAUCCCCCAUGGAGUCUCCUCACAUAAAGAAGAAGGCUACUAUACAGAGAAAAUGGGAAGUUUUCCCUGGGAGGAACAAGUUUUAUUGCAAUGGUCGGGUUAUGAUGGCGAGACAGACAGGAGUCUUCUACCUCACACUGAUUCUUAUCUUGGUCACCAGUGGUCUCUUCUUUGCAUUUGAUUGUCCAUAUUUGGCUAUGAAGAUUACACCCGCAAUUCCUGUUAUAGGUGGGAUACUAGUCCUUUUUGUAAUGGGGACCUUGCUACGGACCAGUUUCAGUGAUCCUGGGGUUCUUCCCCGUGCCACCCCAGAUGAAGCUGCAGAUUUGGAAAGACAAAUAGAUGUCGCCAAUGGCUCUACUUCAGGUGGCUAUCGGCCUCCUCCUCGAACAAAAGAAGUUGUUAUCAAUGGACAGACUGUGAAACUGAAAUACUGUUUUACCUGCAAAAUAUUCCGCCCACCUCGUGCCUCUCAUUGCAGUUUGUGUGAUAACUGUGUAGAGCGCUUUGAUCACCACUGUCCCUGGGUGGGAAACUGCGUGGGGAAAAGAAACUACAGAUUUUUUUAUAUGUUCAUUUUAUCGCUGUCCUUUCUGACAGUAUUUAUAUUUGCAUUUGUUAUAACGCACGUCAUUCUUCGUUCGCAGCAAAGUGGAUUUCUUAAUGCCUUAAAGGACAGUCCUGCAAGUGUUCUGGAAGCCGUGGUUUGUUUUUUUUCGGUUUGGUCAAUCGUUGGACUUUCCGGUUUUCAUACAUAUUUAAUCGGCUCAAAUCAAACUACAAAUGAAGAUAUUAAAGGAUCUUGGUCUAGUAAAAGAGGCAAAGAAAACUAUAACCCGUAUAGCUACGGCAACAUCUUUAAGAACUGCAGUGCUGCUCUUUGUGGACCAGUGAAUCCAAGCUUAAUUGAUAGAAGAGGGUUUGUGCAAGCUGAUAUGGCACAGGCAGUCUCCCCAUCCAAUGGACUGACCAUGUAUGGAUCUACCCAAUCUGAAAGCAAUAUGUGCGACCAAGACCAGUGCAUUCAGAGCACCAAAUUCGUUUUGCAGGCCGCAGCUACGCCACUUCUUCAGAAUGAGCCCUCUGUAACCAGCGAUGAACUGCCAUUGCCUAGAAAGGCUUCCAUACCUGCACCGUGUACCUCUUUAGCACUCGGGCAACCAACACCACCUUCUUCGAUGCCAAAUCUUAAUUCAGAAUCCAUUUUAACAGACAUGAUACCAUUGAAAGAAGACCUUGGAAACCAUCAGUUCCUAACACCAGAUGAGGCACCUUCACCUCCAGGGAUGCUGCCAGUGACUAGCCCAGUGGCUCAUAGCCAUACAAUGCAUGUCCUAAAUCUGGUCACUCAAGACUCUUUGCAUGAAGAUUCUGUGCGUGGUCUUGUGAAACUCAGCUCUGUCUGAUCAACUGUGAUUCCUACAAUUAUCAGAAUGCACACCUUUUAAUCCCUGUGAUAUGCUUGCACUGUGUUAUGAGAAAUGUGCAUAGUACAGUGACACUCCGUUUACAAUGGCUAAAGCUCUAAGGCCAGUGCAGAAAGUUUUGUUGGUGACUUUUUUUUUUUUUUUUUUUUUUUUUUUUUUAAAACGGCCUCAGUUAAGAAAUCUUUGUUUUCCAGACCUUUUCUUACUUAUCAUCCAUGAUUGUAUAGCCUCUUUAUGAAUUGUGGUCUGUGUCAUCAUAAAGGACUUGGAGUAUUGUGUUACAAUACAUUGUAAUAAUGCUUUUAAAGAAAAUCAUUUGGAUGUACCAACUUGCACAAAAGCAAAUUCAGGAGAUGAGAUUCUCAAGGCAUUUUGAGGAUUGCUAGUUGUUUGGCCAGAAAACUAGGACUUCCAUACUUUUAGUAGCCUAACACACUGUACAAUGAAAACUGUAGAGAGAGAUCUUCAAUAGUCUUUCUAACAUUUUAAAGCAAUUUUCAUUCAGUACAUUUACUAAUUUGUGUUUUGAAAGCUGCAAAUACACUGCCCUCUGAGAUGCUGUUUUAUGGUGUUUUAAUCUUGAAAAACACAAACUGCUUUUUUUUGUAAUUGGUGUUACAAUAAAUACCAAACACCAAACUGACAAAAUAAAACUAUUUUAGUACUUUGUUAUAAUAUGGUCAGCUGAGCUUUACGACUAAGGGCUGCUACUGAAUCAUUGACUUAGUUCAUUGCACAUUAUAAUACAAUGAUGGUUUCCUUGUGUGCUGAGGUAUCUGGUGUACGUCCAAUAAAUAUACAUUUCUUUCU